Messenger RNA from Limulus polyphemus (Atlantic horseshoe crab), 756 nucleotides. Its product is annotated as replication protein A 70 kDa DNA-binding subunit-like. The transcript has 3 exons. The record is from RefSeq and is a predicted model, not a curated record. Lineage: Eukaryota; Metazoa; Arthropoda; Merostomata; Xiphosura; Limulidae. Bases 418 to 720 code for a protein of 100 amino acids.
CAUAUAUGCAUAGUUUCUGUAAUGUGUGUCUACACAGAGAUAUAUGUAUGCAUACUUUUCAUGUUUGUAAUGUGUGUGUUUACACAGAGAUAUAUGUAUGCAUACUUUUCAUGUUUGUAAUGUGUGUGUUUACACCUUGGUAAUGAACACAUUGAACCAAAUAAAGUUUUAGAAUUCUAUUACUGAAGUUUCUACUCUACGCUCGUACCACAGGCAAAAAACGGAUGUCGUGAUAAGAAAAAUAUGAUUUUUAGCUGUGGCAUAGCAACUCAAGUACAAACUUUUAGCUCGUCGCUCCCUCUCUUGACCGAUUUGAGAUCUAACUACAGCGACGGCUAUUGAGGAUUGUUCAUUUUGAAACCUUUAGUUCCAGCUGCUGAAGCAAACUGGAAGACAUUUACUCAAGUCAAAGCUGAAAUGUCGAGCUUGGAAAACAAACCAGAUUACUACACAACUAAAGCUGAAGAUCUGCAGGGAGAACUCCGUGUAUACCGAUGUCACGAUGUGGUACUAGACACUAUAAAUGGUUUAUACAGAUGUAGAAGAUGCAAGUAUGAAUAUCCAAACUAUAAACUGGGACUACUACUGAGGUGUAAUAUUGCAGACUUUUCAGAAUGCCAGUUGGUGACUUGUUUCGGAGAAGCUACUGAAACUAUUCUUGAUAAAACUGCUGAAGAAGUAAGGUGCCUCAGAAAAAUGGUAAUAUCACAUUUUGAUUAAAUCUUUUUAUAAGUCUUUCAAAAUAUGAUUACUUAU